CCCAACGUGCCGCGCGCCGCCGUUCACACCGUUAGAGGCGAGGCAUGGCAGGCUAGGUGAUAAUGCAAGGCACAGCCGUUUGAACAGGGGCUCAUUCUGGUGCAUUUCGAUUCCAGAAUCUGAGGCUCAAACGGAGACUGCGACGAUUGAGUUUUGUUUAGCGCUGUUACUGCACACAAUCACAUCUGAAAAGGCCAUCUUGGCGACCAAAGAGGCAAACAAAAAGCACACGAUAAUCGGUCUAUUCCGUUGGGUCAUGGUCUUGAAAUUGAAGAAAAAAGGACGAUUUGGAUUGGCCGAAUGCUAG
Molecule: messenger RNA, 307 nt
Organism: Fusarium venenatum
Lineage: Eukaryota; Fungi; Ascomycota; Sordariomycetes; Hypocreales; Nectriaceae
Source: RefSeq, a predicted model, not a curated record